Messenger RNA from Alligator mississippiensis (American alligator), 4934 nucleotides. RefSeq names its product RNA binding motif protein 24 (gene RBM24). The coding region runs from base 189 to 557 and encodes 122 amino acids. The transcript has 4 exons. Gene Ontology annotation, cellular component: cytosol. Gene Ontology annotation, molecular function: mRNA 3'-UTR binding. Lineage: Eukaryota; Metazoa; Chordata; Crocodylia; Alligatoridae. The record is from RefSeq and is a predicted model, not a curated record.
GGCAGCUGCCCGGCCCGCCGGCUUCUUUUUUAGGGAGGGGAAAGCCCCGCAGCUGCGAGAGGCAGUGAGGAGGUGUUUGUUCGAGGGAGCUGCUCCGGAGCGAUUCCCCCCCGCGUGUGAACGCCUCCCCCAUCCUUCCUUCCUUCCUUCCCUCCCUCCCCGGGCGCGGGCUGCCGGCGGGCCCCACCAUGCACACGACGCAGAAGGACACCACCUACACCAAGAUCUUCGUGGGCGGGCUGCCCUACCACACCACGGACGCCAGCCUGCGCAAGUACUUCGAGGUCUUCGGCGAGAUCGAGGAAGCCGUGGUCAUCACGGACCGGCAGACGGGCAAGUCCCGCGGAUACGGAUUUGUCACCAUGGCUGACAGAGCUGCUGCUGAGAGGGCUUGCAAAGAUCCGAAUCCUAUCAUCGAUGGCAGGAAGGCCAAUGUGAACCUGGCAUACCUGGGAGCCAAGCCGAGGAUAAUGCAACCAGGUUUUGCCUUUGGUGUUCAGCAACUUCAUCCAGCUCUCAUACAGAGACCUUUUGGGGAUCGUUUACAGUUAAGAUAACUGAUCAGAAGGAUAUGAUGAUAAGAGGUGGAAUAGUUCUGUUUGGAAUUAAACUCUGUAACCAGUAGACUCAAACCCAAACAAGCUAAAAUGGUGAUUAACGAUGCAUGUAUGUUUUUUAUUUUUUGUUUUAUUUUUGUUUUGUUUUUUAAUAGUCGAUAGACCUCCGUGUGCUUUUAUUUUUUAUUUAUUUAUUUAUUACAGUAAUGAAGUGGUGUUGAUAGCUAAACUGUGUGCUUUUAUUUAAUUGAAAGAGCUGUAGUGGAAGUUUUUGGGGGUCUCUUUAAUUUUGUUUUUGUUGUUGAGGAGUGUUGACUUUGACUUUGCCAUGGGGAGCAAAGGGAUUUUUUUUUCUUGCUUUCAAGCUGUAGCCUGUGACUUCUUUUUUUUUUUUUUACUCAUAUUUUGUAGUGAGUGCUAAAUUGUGUGAUUUCUUGAUAUUAUUAUUAUUAUUAUUAUUAUUAUUAUUAUUAUUAUUAUAUAUUUUUUUUUUAAGAAAAUCAGCGUAUUGCUUGCAUGUUCACUUUUCUUGGUUUUGUUUCUUGGGAGGGUUUUGGAAGGGUGUGGAGCUCUCUUAUUAACAAUGUGUGUCCACUUGGGCUUUUUAAUUUGAGACUUGAAUUUCUACAUCUGACAAUAUUUAGUGCAUUUCUUAAAAAGAAAAUUCCCCUAUUCCUAAGGAGUUCUAACUCUUAGUUUUUUUUAAAACAUAAAAUCAGGAGGUAAAGUCCACCUGAAUUUUCCAUAGACUACCACUUCACUACUUCGUGCUGACUGGGAGAUUUGUUGCAAAAUAAUGAAUUUUGCUAAUUUAAUGAGUAGGCUAACAAUAACAUAAAGAGAAAGCAUCACAAAAUGUACUUUGUUAAUUUUUUGACGUCUAGUUUUAAGAUACUGUAGCAUGGUAUGGUGAAAUGGCAGUAGCUACUCCAUAGUAGCCACUCUAUCACCUGUCCUCAAAACUUAUUCAAAAGGAAGAAGAAGGUCUUCUAGAAAGGUCAUGUAGAGCACCUUCUAUCAUAGUGGAUUGUGUGUUAGUACUUUUUUUUUUUUCCUAAGGAGUUUGAUGUAUACCAGAAAACUAGUUUUGGAAAUGUACAUUCAAUUCAUUGAUUUAUAAAACUACUCUUUCCCCCUCCCCCCCCCUUUUUCAUAAUUUCUAUUGUUGGCCUUGUUGCAAGGCAGUAUCUAUUAGUGUUCUGAAGAGCCAGCGAGAAAUUAUGAAGCAUAGCUGAUGGGUUUAUGAUGCACAAUAAUGUAGGCAGGGAAGGGCUACCUAGAACCAUUAAAAUGUAGUUACAAAGAGAUGCCAGGGGAAUGCUGAGGGUGCAGUGGGAAACCAGAAAGUACUUGCCUAGCACAGAAGAAAAGCAGGCACUAUAUGCUACUUGAAGAACCUUUGUAAAUUAAGGAUACUUUCUGUCUCUCUUCACUCCUCCCUAGCCUUUGUCCCAAGACGAGCAACAUUUUAAAAUAUAGGUUAUUGGUUUGGGGAUAUUUCUUCAAGUUGUGGUUCCAAUGUAGUGUAGUAUUAGCCUUAAGAAGAGAGAUUUUGCACACAAAGGUGUGCAUGUUUGUCAGAAUAUGGUGGUAGUGUGGUGGGUUUUUUUUAAUCUAUGUUCAUACCAGCUUUUCUAAUACACAUAGUAAAAUGAAAUUAUUAAUCCCAUUUCCUAUUGAAACCAUCCACUUCCAAUAAUUUCCCAUUAAACUGCUGUUUUGAUCUCUGUAUAUAUGAAUGCAGGAAACUAAGGUUGAGGAGAGAAGUAUAAAUACAGUAAGGUGAUAGCGAAUGAUGAUAGCAUGAGGUGGUGGUGAAAUGGCUGAGUUGUUUGACUGAUCAUCUACAGACAUUUAAAUGUUUGGCUAUUUUUAACUGGGUAAACUUUUUCUGUAAAGAGUAAUGUUUUGAAUGUUAACUGGACAACACUGAAAGACAGUUUAAGCUCUUUUUCUAUGAAUUCUGAACCAGUGUAUUUUAGUAUGCUAUGUAAAAGUAAGUAAUGUGGACAUUCACUGCAGUGCUGUGAAUGAAAUGGAAAAGAAUGCUAAUCAACACACUAAAAAUGUGUGAAUUGGUGAAAAUCCGGUGUGGUUAGAAAUGCUCUGUCAUGGUUCUAGCUUUCAGCAAAGACACUGAAAAUAAAUGGAUUACAGUACCUCAGUCUUAAUGGGAAGGUGUACUUUAAUUCUGUGCAUUUUACUUACUAUAGAUGAGACCAACAAGCUAGACUAAUUUCAGUUCCUGAACCACAUAACUGAGUUUUACUUUUCCCAUUCUGAUGUUGACAUUAACUCACUCACCAAGUAAUACUUUCUGGUUUCUACUUUACUCUGAGUGGGAGGUUGAAAAUGGAGUCUGAUCGGGGUUGGUGACCGAUCCCACUAUGAUCUGUGAAAAUUUAGUUUAUAUUAUUAGAAUGCCAAUUGCUGCUGAUUGGGCUUUUUUCUAAGACUUUUCUUUCCCCUAGGACUGGUCAUUUUUCUUUUUUGCAUAUGCAAUAUUCAUGCCACACUGGUGAAAAAUUUAAAGGCAUGUAGGGAAAGAUAGAAGUAAGAUAUGUUUGUAGCUAUUUACCAGAGAUCUGUUCCCCAUUUGUCCAAAUCCUGAUUCCAAAGUAACGGGAAAACUCCUGCUCCUUCAAUGGAGCAGAAAGAUGACAAACCAGCUACCAACGGGUUAGCUGAUAUUACCAAUUUGACAAAUAAUCGGUCUGGGCUGCAUAAUUAUAAACGCUGGAGGGAAAAGUCCUGUCCUGACUUUGAUUAGAAGACUUGUAUAAUAUUUAAAUUGCUGAAGCAGUUAAAGAAAAGGGAACACGGAGAAUGUCCACUGCCUUCUGAACUGUUAGACACAAACUUCAAAGCAAGCAUGUUUUGGCAUUGCAGGAUUUUUUGUAUGUGUAACCCUACUUAUGGUAUAAGAAGGCUGUUUACUAUUUAAUCUUGAAUAAAAUCCUAGUUAAUGAUGAUUUUAAAAACAUGAUGCAGUGCAAGAUACAGAGAGAAUACAUUUUCUUCACAGUCUAAUAAUGAUUCUGUUGUAGCAGUCAUAUUAACAUAGUAAUUCAUUAUUAAUACAUAGAACAAUAUAACUGUAAGAUAUAGAAAGACAAGCCUAUGUUAUCUUUGUUCCAUUUCAGUUGUCUGAAUAACACAUAAAACAACGUGGCUAGCAGUUUACUGUUGCUCAUCUAGUUACCAUGGCAGUCAGUUUUACCAAGCUGCUAACUUUGUUUUAAAAAAGAAUAAAAAAAUGCCUUCUCCUUGCAGUUUAGAAUAAGGAAAGUCCGGAGCAAGACCACUUGUCACAUCAAGUUGUACGCUCCAAAAUUACGCUUGGUGCCAAACUAAACAUUGCCUUUUUUCCAUCAGUGAACUUGUAUAUUCCACAAUGGAAAAACAAUAAAUGAAAAGCAGUGAAGCUAGUCGAGACUAUGUACAUUUCAAAUAUUUCCCUGCCCACAGAAAUCCGGUCAUCUUGGGUAUAAAAACCCUGAUGACUAAAGGUGCCCCAGCAUAAUGGGAAACUGCUCUUUAACCUUUUGGCCUCACAGAGUAUGAAAGGGGUUAAUGUUUCAAUAUCGUUGAGAUCUAUGCAUGCUUGCCUUUGUGUUAGAUAGAAGUUUACUUUGGCCUUAUAAAGUCAUUUUACUCUGCUUGAAAACCUUGUCGCAUGACAGACAAUCAAAAAUAGCCCUGCUGCAGCUUAUGCUGUCAAUCACCAUGUGUGAAAUGGCAUGAUGGUGAGGAUCUUCCAUGGGGUUCACGUAUAAUGUGGACUAAGAAGUUGUAAAGAGAUAAGGUUUCAUAAUUCACCACCUGUUAGCUAAGUUUCUUGGUUGAAAGAGAACAAGUCACAAGGUUUUAAGUGGAAGCACAUGCAUCUUUAUGUCUAGUAUUUAACAAGGAUUUAAAGUAUACAAACAAAAGUCCCAAUAACCCAGGGAAUCCUUUGUAAUGCCAUCUUCUAUUGGUGAGAGAAAUCUCAAAGUUUAGUCUAUCUUUCUGUCUUUCCUGUUGAAGUAACUUUUAAACCAUGAUAGUUGUAUGUAAAACUGACUCUUACAUGGAUACUAAGUUGACUGUCACUAUCAAAAGUUUUUUAGGAGAAGCCUUGAGGGAAGACUUUAAAGUAGUAAAGCAGGCAAGUUGUCAUGUCAUGUAACUUAGAAUAAGACAUGAAUUCAAUCUUUCUUUUCCUAUUUAAGACCAAUUCCAACACUAUAAAAGAAGUAUAUUCACACUCAUGUCAGUAUCUAAUACAAGAUAUUUGUGCACAGUGUUUAUUCUGUUUGAGUGGAGGGCUAAGAUAAUACUCUAAUUACUGAUGCAUCAGCUUUAAGGUAUGCAGCAAGUGUAUACUUCCCCCCCCCC